AAGAUGCGGAAAGGCGCACACACCGAGAAAGAGAAGUAGCACAGGAAGUGACUGAGGUCUCGGUUAAGGCACAAGAACGGUGAUGCUUUCUCAAAUGUUCUAACCUCUCACAAACCAGCUGGGUGUAGUGCAGCAGACAUUUUUCUGCUCCGUGUUCCUCUCAGGGUGCUGGUUGGUUACAGGAUCAGGCUGGAUAGAGGCCUGGGGUCCAGUCUGCUGAGGAGGAUUUCUUCCAGGAAACCUCACCAGCGUAACAACAGUCCCCGACCCCAAGAGGCCAAUGAAAUGGGGGGAAAGGGGGAUGACAGUGGGCCGGGGAGGCUGAGUCGCCGAUUGUCUCGCCUGGGCAGCCGGCAUCAGUCCAGGGAACAGAGACCCCCAGCUCAGCCAGACGUACCUCCUGCACAACCUGACAGGCCUGUGCAACAAGAUGCUCCGCCAGCUCUUGCUCCACCUCCUGUUCAAGCACCAGCACCAGCACCAGCUCCAGCUCCUCUCCCCCCACGGAUGGAAACGCCACCUAAACGCCCCGACAAAGCCACAAAACCCAAACUUCCCCCUCGGCCACUGUCCAGGGCGUUCAGCAGCACUGAACACGGAGCAGCUGUGUUGCAGGGCUUUGAUGCUUUUCGGGCUAGUGACGUUCUCUGCGAUGUCGUCUUGGUUCCUGGAGACAGUCAAGAAACUUUCCCAGUUCACAGAGUCAUCAUGGCUUCAUCCAGCGACUACUUCAAGGCAAUGUUCACAGGAGGCAUGAGGGAGCAGGAGAUGAGAGAGAUCAAGCUGCAUGGAGUUACUAAAUCAGGUUUAAAGAACAUCAUAGACUUCAUCUACACAUCCAAAGUCAACCUUGACAUGGGUAAUCUCCAGGACACACUAGAGGCUGCAAACUUCUUACAGGUCAUGCCUGUUCUGAGCUUCUGCAAUCAGCUUCUGAGCAGUGAGAUCACUAUUGAUAACUGCGUGGAGGUGGAGCGUAUUGCCAUAGAUUUGCUUCUGGAGGACGUUCAGCUAAAUAUAGCUCAGUUUGUGAGCCAGAACCUCUCAGAGUUGGUGCAGUCUGGUCGCUACUUUCAGCUCUCUGAGACCAGCAUCGCCAACGCUCUAGGCAGCAACUCCCUGAACAAUUUCAGUGAACUGGAGCUUUAUAACAUCGCCAGAGGAUGGUUGAACCACGACCCUCCCAACCGUCGCUCCUCCGUCUACGCCUUGAUGCGUAAAAUUCGUUUCCCGCUGAUGAGCCCCAGCGAGCUGAUUCAGAUCUCCCAGGAUAACGAAGAGGAAGGCGACUCUCUGAUGCGCUCUGAGACAGCCUGUGUGAAUCUCCUGCUGGAGGCCAGCAACUACCAGAUGAUGCCUUUCAUGCAGCCCGCCCUGCAGACCGAGCGGACACAGAUACGCUCAGAUUCCACACACAUUCUGGCAUUGGGCGGGGUGAUGCGACAGCAGCUGGUGGUGAGCCGGGAGUUGAGGUUGUACGAUGAAAAGACCGGCUAUUGGAGAGCCCUGAAGCCAAUGGAGGCGCCACGCUACCAGCAUGGUGUGGCUCUACAGGGUGGCUUCCUCUUCAUCGUUGGAGGCCAGAGUACUUAUGACACCAAGGGUAAGACGGCAAUAGACAGCGCCUACCGUUACGACCCGCGCUUCGACAAGUGGCUUCAAAUCGCUUCACUCAACGAAAAGAGGACCUUCUUCCACCUCAGUGCUCUGAGGGGGAAGCUGUUUGCAGUCGGUGGAAGGAAUGCCUCAGGGGAGAUUGAUACGGUGGAGUGCUACAACCUGAAAAAAAAUGAGUGGACAUUUGCAGCCAACAUGGUGGAACCUCACUAUGGACAUGCUGGAACAGUUCAUGGGGACCUCAUGUAUGUCUCAGGUGGUAUUACCCGUGACACAUUCCAGAAAGAGCUUUGGUGUUACAAUCCUGACACUGACGCAUGGAGUCGGCGGGCUGACAUGACGGAGCUCCGCGGUCUGCACUGCAUGUGCACUGUAGGAGACAAACUCUUCGUCAUGGGCGGUAAUCACUUCAGAGGCAGCAGCGACUAUGACGACGUCCUGGGCUGUGAAUACUACAGCCCCGAGACGGACCAGUGGACUGUGGUGGCACCAAUGCCGCGAGGCCAGAGCGACGUUGGCGUGACGGUGUUUAACGGGCAGGUCUAUGUGGUGGGGGGUUAUUCCUGGAACAGCAGGUGCAUGGUAGAUGUUGUGCAACGCUACGAUCCAGAGCAGGAUGUGUGGGACAGGGUCUUCAAUGUCUUGGAGCCUUUGGGAGGGAUACGUGCCUGUACAAUGACAGUUCAUCUGCCAGAGGGGUCAGUGGAUGAGGCUCAGUUCCAGGAGUGUCCGCUACCUACGGCUAAGAUCUGAUCUGACAGCAAGCACGGGGUUUCCGACUUCCACCACAAUCUGACCAGAAUUGUCGAAACGAAAGUAAACUGCAUGUUGUGUCAAGAAGGAGGCAAAACAGGAAAUAGUGUGGGUUUCAAGCAUAAGCUGCAGGUGUAAGUACGGCUAGCUAGCUUUCAUUAGUGUUCUACAGUGAAAAAAAAAAAAACCUUUCUGUCAAAUCCUACUUCUUUAGUUUAAUUUCCUGUCCUCGCAUUUACUAUCUGCCAUGCAGCAUCCAUUCUGCUCUGCUUAAUAGGUAGAAGUGCAAAGACAGUGUGCAAGACUGUUCUAAGUGAACAGAGGUAGCGGCUGAAUAACCUUUAUCAUGUUUAGCACACAACAAGUUUCCAUCAUGUGUGUCUCGUGGUCUCUGGGGAGUUUUAACCCUUAAACAAUGCAUGAUGGAAAGUCUACUAAUAAGCUGAUUUUGUUUUCUUUCGUAACUUAAUUUAACGAGUUGAGUGAACUAUUUGCCAUGAUUCAACACCACAUUUUCAGUCAAAAUACUUGGGUCAGUUUUAAUGUUCAUAAAUUCUGAAAAGGUCUGAAAAAGAUAACUAUAAUUUUAAAGUCAAAUUUGUUAUGUUUUGUAUAUUUAUAUGACCAAGCUGUAUUUUAAAUUACAAAUAAAACAUUUGUGAUCUUUAUCUUAAA
Molecule: messenger RNA, 3045 nt
Organism: Scomber scombrus (Atlantic mackerel)
Lineage: Eukaryota; Metazoa; Chordata; Actinopteri; Scombriformes; Scombridae
Product: kelch-like protein 9
Exons: 11
Coding region: 286-2370 (694 amino acids)
Biological process (GO): protein ubiquitination; regulation of cytokinesis
Cellular component (GO): Cul3-RING ubiquitin ligase complex
Molecular function (GO): ubiquitin-protein transferase activity; cullin family protein binding
Source: RefSeq, a predicted model, not a curated record